Molecule: messenger RNA, 237 nt
Organism: Striga hermonthica
Lineage: Eukaryota; Viridiplantae; Streptophyta; Magnoliopsida; Lamiales; Orobanchaceae
Source: the annotation of a GenBank genome assembly
AUGAAGAAGGCGUUGAGAGCUUACGGAGAGGUUCUGAGACUGGUACGGCGGCUGCCGGAGGACACCAGGGGUUACUACGCCAAGUACGCGCGUGAAAACUUCGUCAACUACAGAGACGCCGACCCCAAUGACUCCGCCGCCGUUGGCGAGCUUCUCCGGCGAACUUAUACUCACUCUCUCUGGUAUUCCGUGGGAGAAUCUGUGGCGGGGAAACUGAAGGAGAUCUGUUCUGCGUGA